AUGAAUGUCCCUUUGUCUUCUUCAUCUACCACCGGCAAAAAACUACCAACGAUUGAGAUGUGCAUGAGAGAAUUGGAUAGAGAGAAGGCUGCACAAUACUACAAAGAUAGAGACGACGGCAGAACCAUGAUUGAUAAGUCAGGUGUUGGGCAAAUUUUCCCAGAGGCUACUGUUCAUGCCCAUGAGUUCGAGCCCUUUGGGUUUUCUAUGAACACUGUAGAAGGAUUUGCAAUUUCGACCAUUCAUGUGUCCCCACAGCCAGAAUCAAGUUAUGCUAGUUUCGAAGCAGUUGGGUAUGAUAUCAGCACAGAUGAGAAGCUGAACUUGGUGAUUGAAAGGGUCUUGAGCUGCUUCAGACCAAAGCAAUUUACUGUGGCUAUCUAA
This is a messenger RNA of Arabidopsis thaliana (thale cress), 384 nucleotides long. RefSeq names its product S-adenosylmethionine decarboxylase proenzyme. The transcript is spliced from 2 exons. Gene Ontology annotation, molecular function: adenosylmethionine decarboxylase activity. The coding region runs from base 1 to 384 and encodes 127 amino acids. The record is from RefSeq and is marked reviewed. Gene Ontology annotation, biological process: spermidine biosynthetic process. NCBI's taxonomy places the organism in Eukaryota, Viridiplantae, Streptophyta, Magnoliopsida, Brassicales, Brassicaceae.